AUGGAUUCCGUAUUCAUCCAAGUCGAUGUGUAUUUUCAAGGAAUCUUCACAAAAUACCCCAUACGCUACACCGGGGGGAUUACUCAGAGGUUUUUGGACAUCGAUUUCGCAGGCAUGGACACGAACGAGUGUUAUGAGUUUAUCGAACAGUUCACUGGAGAAAAGUGUGAGAAGCUCUAUUACUGCAAACUAGAUAUUCAUUUUCCUAAAGACCAUUUUGGUAAUAGUAACAUGCAAGAAUGGUUGGAAGAACACAAAGAAGAGGUUGUUGAUAACAUAGUGGAAGAAGUGAUUGAUGGUGCAGGACUAAUUAAAGAAAUUGAGACAGACCAUUUGGAUGAGUAUGAGGAUGAAAAUGAAGAUGAGGAUGAGGAUGAGGAUGACCAUGGGGCUGAGGAUGUGGAUGUUGAUGAAGAUGAGGAUAACCAUAGCAAUCCUCAUUUUUUCAAAAGGGAUAAUGGCCCUGAUGUUGACAUGGGUGAGAAUGCCGCUUUGGGUGAUCCUUUGGAAGAAGCCAUGCAUUGGCAGGUUGUGUCUUGUGGGGGUAUGAAGUUUGAAACAAGGAAAAUGGAUGAGUUGUACAUUGUUGAUGUCACAAAAAAGGAAUAA
Messenger RNA from Lactuca virosa, 609 nucleotides. NCBI's taxonomy places the organism in Eukaryota, Viridiplantae, Streptophyta, Magnoliopsida, Asterales, Asteraceae. The record is from the annotation of a GenBank genome assembly.